Messenger RNA from Stylonychia lemnae, 714 nucleotides. The record is from the annotation of a GenBank genome assembly. Lineage: Eukaryota; Ciliophora; Spirotrichea; Sporadotrichida; Oxytrichidae.
AUGAUAAGCAUAAGAACCGCUACCCUAGCUGCACUAUUUUCUCUAACCCUGGCUCAAAACAGCACAGUUAACACAGUCUAUAAUCUCUAACUGAAAACAGGUUCAGAGCCACUUUUGCAAUUAGACUACUCUAUUGACAAUUCUACUACCCCAAUAAGACUUAACCAAACUUUGAGAAUCACUGGCUUUAAUACAUCAGCUUGGAACACUGGUACUGGUAACGGAAUGUACGUUGGUAUUGGAUACGGAUGUGAUGAGAUGGAGAACUGUGAUAUGAUUAUUUGCUCAUACAUGGUCACUGGAAAUUUUGGUGCUGCUACUGAUAAAUUCUCAUGUUCAGACUACAAGACUGAUCCUAACAAAACACCGGUUUAAGAUUAGGGACAAGAUAUUUACAAUGUAUCUACUCUCUCAACUGCUGCGACCAAGACUGCAACUGUUGCAUUCACUAAGAAUAAUUUUGCUGUUAGAUUUGUCAGACCAUUCACCACCAGCAAUUCAAACGAAGACUACCAACUUGGAAAAUAGAAUACUCCAAUCAUUUUUGCUAUGGGAUACUACGCUAGUAACACACCAAUCUAGCACACAGCAGGCAUGUACGGUCUUAGCAAACUUGAUCUUACCAUGGCUCCAAUUGCAGGAAGCGCUUUCCAAGGAAUGAAAUUAGCUCUUGGAUUGAUCGCUACUGUUGUUCUUUCUCUCAAUUUCUUCUGA